This is a messenger RNA of Acaulospora colombiana, 424 nucleotides long. Lineage: Eukaryota; Fungi; Glomeromycota; Glomeromycetes; Diversisporales; Acaulosporaceae. The record is from the annotation of a GenBank genome assembly.
GCAUAUAUUUCCGUUCUCUGCAAGGUGGUGCUCAUAAAUACCGGAAAUAGCAAUGUGGUGGUUGGCGUCGCCGGUCUGACCGCAGAUGCCAACUCCCUUGUCAAUUUUGCAAGAACCGCCGCCCAACGUCAUCUAUUCACUUUCAACGAGGAUAUACCCGUUGAACAACUAGCACAAAGGCUGUGUGACCUAAAACAAGGGUAUACCCAAUACGGAGCGACAUGUAUUGGAGCGAAUAAUGGCACCGCCCAAUCCCUCCUUAAACAAGAGUACAAAGAAGACAUCAAGGUUGAAGAUGCUAUUGCCCUGGUGAUGAAGGUCAUGAGCAAGACUAUGGAUAGCACAACUCUGGGCAGUGAAAAAUUGGAAUUCGCAACGUUAACUCUAGAUCCAGAGACCAAGAAACCAAAAGCAAAGAUUUAUC